Molecule: messenger RNA, 2779 nt
Organism: Orbicella faveolata
Lineage: Eukaryota; Metazoa; Cnidaria; Anthozoa; Scleractinia; Merulinidae
Product: putative ATP-dependent RNA helicase DDX41
Biological process (GO): mRNA splicing, via spliceosome
Molecular function (GO): zinc ion binding; nucleic acid binding; ATP binding
Source: RefSeq, a predicted model, not a curated record
CGUAGAAAACGACUGUGAUAUAUCGACUUUUUAAUCUAUCUACGAAAGUCUCCACAAAAUUUCACCCACUUUCUACCUCUCGUGGAUCUCUUGGUGAAAGGGCCGUAUGCGUCAGGGUAGAAAAAUUUUGUGAAAGUGAACUUUAUUUUGAAAAUGGCAAGCCAGAGAAAGAGACGACAUGAAGAGAGGUUGGAAGAAUUCGAAUUGUCUGAUGAAGAGGACGUGGAACUUUAUGUUCCGUUGAAAGAAAGAAGAAGGCUUGAGCUUGAAAAACGAGAAAAGUCUUUAAAAAGAAAGACAGAACCGCCACCACCGGUGGAAACUGUGCAGAGUGUGUCACAAACGUCGUUAGUGGAGAAAGAAAAACACGAGGAGGUUCCCAUUGGGUUAAAAACCAAUGUUAGUUUGUUGGAUCAACACAGCGAAUUAAAGAAGAUUGCUGAAGCUGAGAAGGAGACCGACUAUGAGAAACAGCUUAAAGAGGAGGAAAAGAUCUUGGAUAGCAUCGCCGAGAAAAAAGUUUUGAUGGCUGUUGGUGAAAUUGCAAAAGGAAUUGUUUACACUGAUUCCAUCAAGACUGGAUGGCGCCCUCCAAGGUACUUUAAGUCAUAUCCCCCAGAGAAGUUUGAUAAAAUAAGGAAGAAAUGGCAUAUUCUAGUUGAGGGAGAGGACAUUCCACCUCCAGUCAAGACUUUCAAGGAGAUGAAGUUUCCUCGGGCUGUUCUGAACACACUGAAGCGAAAAGGAAUAACUCACCCAACACCUAUACAAAUCCAAGGGAUACCAGCUGUGCUUACUGGGAGGGAUAUGAUUGGUAUUGCCUUCACAGGCUCAGGAAAGACGCUGGUGUUCACGCUUCCAAUCAUCAUGUUCAGCCUUGAGCAGGAGAAGGUUCUACCAUUCCAGAAGCAAGAGGGUCCUUACGGGCUCAUUGUUGUUCCAUCUAGAGAACUGGCACGGCAAACAUUUGAGGUGAUUUCUGAAUUUACAAGGGCCUUGGAACUGGAUGGCUUUCCUUCUCUCCGAUCUGCUCUUUGCAUUGGUGGAACUUCAGUGAAAGAUCAACUGGAGAUCGUCAAAAGAGGGGUUCACAUGAUGGUUGCCACGCCAGGUCGACUGAUGGACUUGUUAGAGAAGAAGAUGGUCAAUCUGGACAUAUGCCGGUAUUUGGUUCUUGAUGAAGCUGAUCGCAUGAUCGACAUGGGCUUUGAGGAAGACGUCAGAACAAUCUUUUCUUACUUCAAGUCACAGCGUCAGACGCUCCUGUUUAGUGCAACCAUGCCCAAAAAGAUUCAGAACUUUGCCAAGAGUGCUCUUGUCAAGCCAGUAACUGUCAAUGUAGGAAGAGCAGGAGCAGCAAGUCUUGAUGUUAUCCAAGAAGUUGAAUAUGUGAAACAGGAAGCCAAAGUUGUUUAUCUGUUGGAAUGCUUACAGAAAACAGCUCCCCCAGUGCUGGUUUUUGCUGAGAAAAAAGCAGAUGUUGAUGAUAUUCACGAGUACUUGCUUUUGAAGGGAGUGGAAGCUGUCGCUAUACAUGGUGACAAAGAUCAAGAAGAACGGGAGAGUGCAAUGAGAAGCUUUAGAGAAGGCAAGAAAGAUGUGAUGGUGGCAACUGAUGUUGCUUCCAAAGGACUUGACUUUCCCGAUAUUCAGCAUGUUAUUAACUACGACAUGCCUGAAGACAUUGAGAACUAUGUCCAUAGGAUUGGUCGCACUGGUCGUUGUGGGAAGACUGGAGUUGCUACAACAUUUAUCAACAAAUCUUGUGAUGAAUCAGUUCUGUUGGAUCUGAAGCACUUGUUGCUCGAGGCGAAGCAGAAAAUACCUCCAGUACUGGCAGCACUACAAGCAGAAAAUGAAGGUUACCUUGAUCUUGGAGAGGAACGUGGCUGUGCCUAUUGUGGUGGCCUUGGGCAUAGAAUUACUGAAUGUCCCAAGUUGGAAGCAAUGCAAACCAAACAAGCUGGCAACAUUGGACGAAGGGAUUACCUCGCACCUGGAGCAGCAGACUGGUAAUAAAUCAACCUAAUGUGCCACUGGUGAUUAGGUCAUGAAAGACAUUGUGGAAGUCAACUGGUAUAUCAAACAGUUGUGUUAAAAAGUCACCAAAGUUACUUGCAAAGAAAAAUUGUCUGGCAUGAGGCAGGGGCUCUUGGAAAAAAAAAACUGCAACAGUUGUAAAAUAUUCAAAUACCAAAAGAAACAAACUUGUAAUGAAAGGAACUAUUUUUCAUACUGGUUGUCAUACUAGAUAUGCAUUGUAGUAAUGCAGGGGUGUCAUUAACAUUUUCAGCAUUUUGGCAACUGAUUUUCACAUGUGUGCAAUAUUUUUCGAACUAAACUUCUUUAUAAGAAACACUUUCCCUAGAUUGUAAAACCAGGCAGGCAAAAUCAUCUUGCAGCUGGUCAUUUUGCCCUGUGCCUGGCCGUUAAUGAAACCCUAGUAAUGGUGUGUUGUUUUGACUAUUAGUAAAACAUACCGUGUUUACUCUCUGCAAAGGUUGGAACCAUGAUAUUUAAAAAUGUAUGGAAGAAAUAUUUACAGAGUUUGAAAGACAAACAUUUCUGAACAUACUAUAUUCAUUUCUAAAUAAAGCAAUGUUACUCACAAGGUUUUAUGUUUUUGUUUAUUAAAUUACUAUAGACAUUUUAUGAACUUGGUUGUAGAUAUCUUGACCAUGAAAAGAAAAGUAACUUGUAGGCAAAUGAGUUGACUCUGUAAAGUGUUGUACUUACAGCAUUUUUUGUUUAAGAGCAAUAAAGUCUGGUGUGAUAUAAA